Lasiodiplodia theobromae is the source of this 1716-nucleotide messenger RNA. Its product is annotated as Amino acid adenylation domain-containing protein. Bases 1 to 1716 code for a protein of 571 amino acids. NCBI's taxonomy places the organism in Eukaryota, Fungi, Ascomycota, Dothideomycetes, Botryosphaeriales, Botryosphaeriaceae. The transcript has a single exon. The record is from RefSeq and is a predicted model, not a curated record.
AUGUCCAGACAGAAUAUUCCUGGUGCGUCGAAUUCUCUUGCAGGUCAGCUCAAGGGUAGUACUAACAGCUUUGAAGACAAUACCGCAUCAGUCGGCAACGCAUUGCCUCAGAGAGCUGCCAGUGUUCACGUGCCGCCUUCUCGCGACGCAACACAACAGCCGCACACAGAUCUCGACGUAGCCCGGUCGUUGACGCAAGCAAACAUCGAGAUUCGCCCCGACGUCGAGCAUGACCCAAAAGACUACGCACCUUCGGACGAAGAGGCGGAUAGAUCCUCUUCUGACAACAAAGACCCCGAAAAAGAGCCCCAUUACCCGAAUUCCUCCGGUUCCUCUUCGCUGGUCCCUGCAACAAAAGAGUACGAUCCUACUCAGUUGCUCGAGCUCCCUCCGCAACGCGGAAAUCGUCUCUAUCGUGCCUUCAGGUGGCAGUUCUUCUCCGUUUACCGCAAGAUCUACACCGUUGUCUUCCUCCUCAACCUGAUAUGGGGCGUUGUCGGUUUCUCGUUUGGCCGUUUUGGUGACAACAUCUACGCUUCCGGCAAAUUUGCCUCCGACUCAGUUGCAAGUGCCGUCGCCGUAAAUGUCAUGGUUGCCAUUGCCGUUCGCAACGAGCACGUCAUCAACGUACUCUUCUCGAGCGCCAUUGCAAUGCCGCAUUGGAUGCCGCUCUGGUUCCGCCGUUCCUGCGCCAUGAUCUACAGUUACGGAGGCUUUCACAGCGGCUGUGCCAGCGCCUCGGCGGUUUGGUACGCCGUAUACACGGGUGUCGCCAUUCGAGAGUAUACCAGCGGGCGGCAGCCUUCUCCGGUCUUCGUGGUCCUGUCCUCGAUUCUCCUCUCACUCCUCGUGGCGAUCAUCGUCCUCGCACUGCCGAACAUACGCCAGAAGUACCACAACAACUUCGAGUGCGUGCACCGCUUCGCAGGCUGGACCGUCCUCGGGCUCUUCUGGGCUCAGCUCAUCGCCUCCGCCAUCCUCGGAAGCCGAAUGACGAACACUGACGCCGGCAUCACGCUCAUCACCUCGCCCGCCUUCUGGUUCCUGACGGCCGCAACCCUCCUCGUCAUCUACCCCUGGGCGCGCCUCCGCAAGCGCCCCGUCCAGGUCGACUCCCUCUCCGCCCACGCGAUCCGCAUCCACUUCGACUUCGGCAGGCCCGCGAUCGGCUCAGCCAUCCGGCUCGCAGACCGGCCGCUUCGCGAGAACCACGCAUUCGCCACGAUCCCGCGGGAUGACGGCAAGCCGGGCUUCUCGGUCGUGGUGUCCAAGGCAGGCGACUGGACGCGACGCAUGAUCUCUCACCCGCCGCGGUCGCUGUACGUGCGCUCCGGGCCGAACCAGGGCAUGGUGGCCGUGACGAAACUGUUCAGCCCCGUCGUGCUCAUCGCCACGGGCAGCGGCAUCGGACCCUGCCUCGGCUUCUUCGUCGACGCCCCCGGCCACGACGUGCGCGUUAUUUGGAGUACUAAGAACCCUUUGAGCACCUACGGCCCCGCAGUCCUCGACAUGGUCAAGAAAGCGGAUCCGAACGCGCACAUCAUCGACACGGAUAAGACCGGCAGGCCGGACAUUGUCAAGCUUGCGUACACGGUGUACCGCGAGAGCAAAGCCGAGGCGGUGUGCAUUAUCUCAAAUAAGAAGGUUGUGGAUAUGGUGGUGUUUGGGAUGGAGACCAGGGGUGUGCCGGCGUAUGGGCCUAUUUGGGAUUCGUGA